AUGCGUCCGCCGCUACUAGCUGUGCUCUGCUGCGGCGUUCUGUGGACUCAGGGUGCGCCAGGAUACGUGAUUUCGCGUCGUUUGUCACCGGGCCAGCGAGAGCUGACCAGCGCCGAAGCCACCGGAGAAUCAUCGGAGUCGGAGAAUUGGUACGAUGUGGCAAGCGCGUCCGAAGAAGAAGCAGAACAAGAAGGAGUGGACAGUGUCCGGGCGGGUCUGCAGCGGUUGCGCGCGGAAAAGAUGAUCCUGCUGGAGUUGUACUAUCUGGUGAAGGUGCUGCGGGCCUACCGCCGGCCCUGGACUCCCGCCAGUAGCCCUCUGUUGGAGCAGACGGUUGCCCGGUUGAUGCAGGACGAUCUGCUGGAACGGCUGGAGCACACCCUGCGGCUCGAUAAGCGGCUACGGGUGCUGCAGCUUAUCGGCACGUACGAGAACUCGGCCCAGGAGCGCUUGGCGAACGACGAACGGUUGCUGCUGCCGGUGUUGGUCCGAACGCUGCGCAAGGUGCUGACCCUGAAGCAUCUCGGCGGUGGGCUGCAGAUCAACGACAAGGACGAUGUGAUCGGUGGGCUACAGCGUGGCAAGCAGAGGCAGUGGCGUGAACUGUGCGACGCGCUGGAGGAAACACUGGUGCUGACGCGUCCGGUCAGUGUUCCCAGUGGGGGGUUCCAGGUCGACAGCGUGGGCAAUCCCUGGAGUGUCAAUCCCUGGCCUGAAGAAGUGGGCCAUCCGGAGGGCUACCAGUGGGCCGACGUCCUUGAAGGUGGCCACACUAAAGUUCCGCUCGGGUGGAGUGAUGCUUCGAACGCCGAAUGGGAUAACCAGCAGCCGCUGGAGCACCUCAACGAAGUGCCCGAUUUGGACGGCCUCGUCGGUGAUCAGUAUGAAGUGCACGACGGCGACAACAUUCCACCGGACAUGACGCUCGCAUCGGUGUACGAUCACGAUCAUCAUCUGGACGGCGGCGUAGUCGACGAAGAGUCCGGCUCGGUGCCGCCGAUCGGUGAAGAUAUGGUGCUACAAUCGGUAUUGGAUCAUGGCCACUCUCUGCGCGAACUCGCAUCGAAAGUAAAGGAGGAGAAGGCUCCCGAGGUAGACAUUCGGAUCGGUUCAGAUGACGAGCGGAAGCCUGAUGAAAGCUUGGACCCCUCGGCGGCGGUGGCUCCCACGGAAGACAUUGGCCCUCUCAUAAACAACGAGGACGAAGAUGAGUUUGCCUGGUUGUACGAGAAUCUGCCCGAAGUGGACGGAGGAGACGAAAGCGUGACAACUGAAAGUAGCUCCUCGUCGACGGAGCCGACGGCCGAACAGCAGUUUGAGCUCGACGCGCAAGCAGCAGGACUGACCGCUGAUCUAGAGGGGCAGGACCAGACAGCGGUCGGCAGUGGCGAGGACGAACCCAAGCACAUCGACGAGAGCAGACGAUCCCGGCCGAACCAGCAGGUGCCGGUGGUCAUCAUUCAGCAGCCAGCACUGCAAACUCCAGCGCCGGUAACGGUCCGCGUUCCGGUCCGUGUUCCGGUUCACGUACCGGUGGAAGUGCCCGUCCGCGUUCCGGUGCCCGUUCGUCCCAUCUCGAACUUUUCGCCGGUGCCGGUCCGCGGCUCGUCUGGUGCGGCCGCCCGACGACUGAUUGCGGUCGAGUUGGACAAAUUUUUGCUGCUCGUCGAAGAGCUUUCCGAAGUGAACGGGCUGGCCCGGGAGUUUGAUCGGUCCGAUCGACUGCGGAUGAUCGGAUGGGUCGAAGAGGACUACUCCCCGACGACCGGGCUCGAUCAGCGCUACUUCAUCGAUGCACUCACCAAGAUGUUGAAACGCAAGGAGCUGCGGCGGGGCUACAACCGGGUGUUGCAAACCCUCGAUUACCUCCAGUCACAACUCGAUUCCCGCGAAAGCACGCGCGCCGAGGAUGACUACUUUGCGCGGAACUACGGCACAGGCAGUAGCGACGGUGAUGGUGAUGGUGCGGACAGUCCACCGGCACCGGUAACCGAAAACGGGAUCGAUCCGCGAAUGCAGCCGCCAGGAAACGAAGAGGGGGAAACGGAAGAGCCAUCGGCUACUCUAGAACCGGACACCGCGAGGAUCGCUGACGACUUGCCGAAGGAAGAGGAUUUGAAAAGUAAAGACGACGACAGCUAA
This is a messenger RNA of Anopheles cruzii, 2142 nucleotides long. RefSeq lists its product as uncharacterized. Bases 1 to 2142 code for a protein of 713 amino acids. The record is from RefSeq and is a predicted model, not a curated record. Lineage: Eukaryota; Metazoa; Arthropoda; Insecta; Diptera; Culicidae. The transcript has a single exon.